Messenger RNA from Suillus fuscotomentosus, 2355 nucleotides. Its product is annotated as Alpha/Beta hydrolase protein. The transcript has 5 exons. Gene Ontology annotation, molecular function: serine-type endopeptidase activity. Gene Ontology annotation, biological process: proteolysis. The coding region runs from base 46 to 2244 and encodes 732 amino acids. The record is from RefSeq and is a predicted model, not a curated record. Lineage: Eukaryota; Fungi; Basidiomycota; Agaricomycetes; Boletales; Suillaceae.
GAAAAUGGAAGCGAGCAGCUGCGCCGUGAGUCCGUGACUCCACCAAUGUCACUGCAAUAUACCGGUUCGUCGACGUUCUACACCGAGCUAGCUGAAAUUUCCCUUCCUGUAUCCGCUGAUUUCAUUGGCGAUAGUCGAGUUGCACGGGUCACAUAUUCCGUCCGCGACCACGACCGAAACAUCAAACGAUACCUCACGAAGACAUUCGACAAUCAGUGCACGACUUCUCAUGAUUCCUCUGAAAUAAAAGCAUUCGCGACAUCUCCUUCUAAAUCUCGUCAAGCGAUCCUGAGAGAAGUAGCUAAUAGCAAACGAUUCGUCGAGAUCUGGGCUGGCACCCAACUAGAAGCUUCAUUGGACGUAUCGAAUUAUCACCAAGCCUUCCUCACAGAUGAUUUCCUAUACUCUCUCUCUUUCUCCCCCUCCGAAACUUCUCUCUUAUACACCGCCGAAGCAUCCAUCAACACUGAUGACGAUCCGUACAACAAAUUUAGAUACACACCCCACUUUGGUGAUACCUGUCGCGCAAAGAAACGUCCUACCAUCUUUCUAUUCAGCUGGACUGGAUCGCCCUCCUUCACGAGGGCAGCUAAACAAGACUCGACCCUUUUCGCACUUCAGCCUACAACUGAAUCACCCAUCCUAUUCGCCCAAGCCACAUUCGCGACAGAAGACACGAUUUUUGCAACCGGUCACGAACAAACCAAAGACGGCCGUAUCCUCGGCGCAAAAGGAUGCUUCAACCGUCCCAUGGGCAUAUGGCAACUCACUCUCUCAAAGGACUCGCUCGGAUCCCCAUCCGCAUCAAGACUCACUCCCCAAAACAGAUCCUGCCGAUCCCCUCGCGUCUUAUUCCACAACGACCAGCCCAUCAAACUUUUCUGGUUCUCAAACCCCAUAGGUGGCCCUCAUGCAUCCUGCGUAUCUCUCGAAUCCCGCGAUCUCCUCACAGGCACCAACACCGUCCUCGUACGCACCGUAUUCGAACCUACCCCAUCAAAUAACUUUCCGGGCCUCUACACCGAGUACAACAUGCCAACCAGCCCAUUUCUGCGGCGCGGAGAUAGCAUAUAUAUCGUUCUCCAGUCCAUAUGGCGCUCACGCACAACUGUCCUCUUCAUCGAUACACAAUCAGGAGAGAUCACAGACGCGACGAAAUUAGGCGACGGACCGUUGUACAGCUGGACUUUACACGCUGCUGAUAACAAGAGUCAGUUUAUUUGUUCGAGGAGCACGCCUACUACCCCCUGGGAAGUCUUAUUAGGAUCUUUCGAUCAACAUGAUACCCUCGAAUGGAAAGUCCUUGAUAAAUCGUCGUUGUCUUCUACGAUCAAAGAAGCCCUGAACGACCUAACGCCAUCCAUCAUACCCAUCACCGCCCGCGCACCAGUGGAAACACUUCUCAUCCAAUCCAAGAAAGCUUCUACCUGUGGUGGCCCGAAACCAGUGUGCGUCACUAUCCUGCAUGGAGGACCCCAUGCGACCUCGACGACUUCAUUUUUUUCGGCCAUCGUCGCAUUAGCGCUCGAAGGAUACACCCUCAACAUUCCCAACUACACAGGCUCCAUGGGAUUCGGCCAAACAUACAUCCAAAAGCUCCUAGGACAUUGCGGGAGCAUGGACGUCGAAGACGUCACCGAAAGCGUCAGGGAACUGAUCAGAAGGGGUGUUUCAGAGGAAGGAAGACAGGUCGUGAUGGGGGGAAGUCAUGGCGGGUUUAUCGCUGCUCAUCUGAUUGGCCAGCACCCAACCCUAUUCAACGCAGCAUCGCUCCGCAACCCCGUCAUCUCAGCAGGCGAAUUCGCAGCGGGGACUGAUAUUCCUGAUUGGGUUUAUUCUGAAUUCGGGGUUUCAUCCACCGAUUCUGACUCUGACUCCUACACGUCGCCCACAUCCAACCUCCUCACUUCACUCACACCUACACUCCCGCUAAUGACCCCAAAAACAUACAACACCCUCUUCACCGCAUCCCCAAUCGCGCACGUUGACAAUAUAACAGCACCAGUGCUUAUAUUAAUAGGCGAGGAUGAUUUGAGGGUCGUUCCGGGGCAGGGAAUCGGCUUUUAUCACGCGAUCAAGGGGAGAGGUGAGGUUCGGACUGGCGCAGAAAAGGAAACCAAGAAAGGAACUGUAGAGGUGUUAUCCUUUCCUGGAGAGUCGCAUGGGAUCGAUGGAGUUGAAGCUGCGAGGGUUUCAUUUGAGGCUACGAGGGAUUGGUUCAAGGCUUUUGGGGAGGGCGGUUAGUGGCGGUUAGUGUAUACGGGAAAGUGAGAGAUUUUGUUAUACCCUUGACCGACUAUGUCGACCGUCCAAGUAUGAACAUGAUCUAAUUCAAAAUUCAUUUCAUUUCAUUUC